CCAUUGGCAACGAGUGCAGGAAGACGCGCAGCUUCAAGAGCGUAAUAGUUUUUAACGCUGGUAGAAGAACAACAACGUGGUCUUUAGAGGUGGUAAUAAAAAAGAUGGAUGCAACAGUCAAACCUUUAAGGAUUCCCCCUGAAAUGUCUAUUUAUGCAGAGAAGCAUGAAAUAUUCGACCUUAUCCAGACCCUGGUGAGAAACCUGCUGAUAGACAAGCCAGAAGAUCCCAUUCAGUACCUGAUAGGACUGCUGAAGAGGGAAAGUAUAGAAGUGCCAAGAAUUUUGAUACUGGGCCCACCAUCCUCUGGGAAAACAACAAUCGCUAAAAAGUUGUGUGAGCACAUUGGUGCUAUUCAUGUAACCUCUAGCAGCAUCCUUAAGGAUCACACUGAGCUGACCAGAGCCACGAAGCAGUACACAGAGGAGAGUCAGGAGAUCCCACAGCACCUCUGGAUCAAGCUGAUUGAGGAACGGCUGUCAAAAGCUGACUGCGUGAGACGGGGUUGGAUGCUAGAGGCCAUUCCGAAAAACAGAGAAGAGGCUCUGGGUCUGCAGGCAUCUGGCAUUGCCCCCGAGCAUGUUGUGAUGCUGCAAGCAGGUGAUGACGUCCUGAUUGAAAGGAGUCUGGGCAAGAGGAUAGACCCUGUCACAGGAGAUGUGUACCACCUUACCUUCAUGUGGCCUGAGAGUGCCGAGGUGGCUCAGCGUCUCGAGACGCCAGAUUGCCUGAUGGCAGAGGAGGAAAUAGCCCAUCAGCUGCAGGCGUACCACCGGGAGGUCCAGGGUCUACAGGACACUUAUCGUAACUGCCUGAAGAUCAUCGAUGCUGACCAGCCCCAUGAAGAUGUGUUUGCUCAAGUGUUGAGCUACGUUCUGUCCAGGCAUCGCUCUGACGCGCCACACACUCCCAGAAUCCUCUUGUUCGGACCACCGGGAUGUGGGAAGAGUCUCCAGGCCAGCUUGCUUGCCCAGAAAUACAGCCUAGUCAAUAUUUGUUGUGGUGAACUUUUGAAAGCAGUGGCGGCGGAUGAGAGCAGUAUGGGAGAGCUCAUUAAACCCUUUCUGGAGUCAGGACGGCGAGUGCCUGACAACAUGGUGCUGCAGAUCCUGACCGAGAGACUGAGCCGGCUGGACUGUACCACACGCGGUUGGGUCCUUCAUGGCUUCCCUAGAGAUCUAGAACAAGCUGAGAGACUGCAGGAGUCUAACUUCCUCCCUAGCAGGGUCUUUUUUUUGGAGACGAGUGAUGAUGUUGCUCUGGAGCGACUGACACUAAAGUCCACCGAUCCUGUGACAGGAGAGAGGUAUCACUCAUUGCACAAUCCUGCCCCGAGUGCAGAAGUACAGGCUCGGCUACAGUGUAACCCACGGGACACGGAGUUUGAGGUCUGCAAGAGGCUGAAGGAGUACCGGAGCCAUGUGGCCGCCCUGCAGGCCUUCUACCCCCAGGCUGUGCAGGUCAGCGCUGAUCAGCAACCCCACACUGUGUUCGAGUGCCUGGAGAGCGGAAUGGUGGGCCGUCCUUCCAAAGUCCUGCCUGAAUUAAACAUCCAAGCCCUCUCUGGCUCCUCUGGUCCAUAAUCACUCCCUGCUUGUUGACCCCAGCUGAUCACAGGGGAGUACAGCAGACCAGCUAAUUAUACACAUGUUUAAUUAAUGUCGCAAUAAAACGCAGCCUGUCCGGGCUCUUUGUCAGGGGUAGUAUUAGUCCCGCUUCAGUAGUCUCAUGCUAAGGAGCAAGAGCUGCUCUGAUUAUAAAGCCCUCUCUCUCUCUCUCUCUCUCUCUCACUCUCUCUUCAAAUGCAGAGGUCAGUCGACCUGGCUCCCAGUGGAGAGGAAAGGAGUUAAGUGCACUGGUUAGCGAGACGUGUUAACAGCCAAGCAUUCAAACUCCCCUCAGAUACCGUGCCAUGACAGGCAGACAUUGACUUAAUUAGAGCGAAUGAGCUCCAGAAUAUGCAUCAGCUCUGAAUACAUAAACAGGGAGUAAGCAGAAGAAAUGGCAUGUUUUUUAAAUGAUCUCAGCCUGCUCUGUGGCUGGAAGAGUAUGUUUACUCCCCAAACAAAGAUUUUAGAGGAUAUCUGAAGGAAUACAGCAUUACAGAUGAUGAAAUAAACUUUACUAAAUGAGAAAUGCUUUUUUAGUACUCAAGUAUUUUCUGCACAGAUGCUACAAAUAUUUAGAUAAGCCACUUUUUUUUUCCAAGUGCAAACACAUUUUAUUCCUCUAACUGCAUCAUCUGCGUUGAUCUUAUCUGA
Messenger RNA from Pangasianodon hypophthalmus (striped catfish), 2261 nucleotides. It is a transcript of the gene ak8, whose product is annotated as adenylate kinase 8. The record is from RefSeq and is a predicted model, not a curated record. The transcript has 14 exons. Gene Ontology annotation, molecular function: ATP binding; AMP kinase activity; nucleoside diphosphate kinase activity. The coding region runs from base 105 to 1583 and encodes 492 amino acids. Gene Ontology annotation, biological process: nucleoside triphosphate biosynthetic process. NCBI's taxonomy places the organism in Eukaryota, Metazoa, Chordata, Actinopteri, Siluriformes, Pangasiidae. Gene Ontology annotation, cellular component: cytoplasm.